This is a messenger RNA of Trichosporon asahii var. asahii CBS 2479, 1332 nucleotides long. RefSeq names its product translation elongation factor 2. Gene Ontology annotation, molecular function: GTPase activity; GTP binding; translation elongation factor activity. Bases 1 to 1332 code for a protein of 443 amino acids. The transcript has 6 exons. The record is from RefSeq and is a predicted model, not a curated record. Gene Ontology annotation, biological process: translational elongation; translation. Lineage: Eukaryota; Fungi; Basidiomycota; Tremellomycetes; Trichosporonales; Trichosporonaceae.
AUGGGCAAGGACAAGCUUCACGUCAACGUCGUCGUCAUUGGUCACGUCGACUCCGGUAAGUCGACCACCACCGGCCACCUUAUCUACAAGUGCGGUGGUAUCGACAAGCGUACCAUCGAGAAGUUCGAGAAGGAGGCCGCCGAGCUCGGCAAGUCCUCGUUCAAGUACGCCUGGGUUCUUGACAAGCUCAAGGCCGAGCGUGAGCGUGGUAUCACCAUCGACAUUGCCCUCUGGAAGUUCGAGACCCCCAAGUACCACGUCACCGUCAUCGACGCCCCCGGUCACCGUGACUUCAUCAAGAACAUGAUCACCGGUACCUCGCAGGCCGACUGCGCCAUUCUCAUCAUUGCCACCGGUAUUGGUGAGUUCGAGGCUGGUAUCUCCAAGGACGGCCAGACCCGUGAGCACGCUCUUCUCGCGUUCACUCUCGGUGUCCGUCAGCUCAUUGUUGCGUGCAACAAGAUGGACACCUGCAAGUGGUCUGAGGACCGCUUCAACGAGAUCGUCAAGGAGACCUCGAACUUCAUCAAGAAGGUCGGCUACAACCCCAAGUCGGUUCCCUUCGUCCCCAUCUCCGGCUGGCACGGUGACAACAUGAUCGAGGCCACCACCAACAUGCCCUGGUACAAGGGAUGGAACAAGGAGACCAAGGCCGGCAAGGCCUCUGGCAAGACCCUCCUUGAGGCCAUCGACGCCAUCGACCCCCCUACCGCCCCACCGACCGCCCCCUCCGUCUCCCCCUCCAGGACGUUUACAAGAUCGGGCGGCAUGGUCGUCACCUUCGCCCCCGUCAACGUCACCACUGAGGUCAAGUCCGUUGAGAUGCACCACGAGCAGAUCCCCGAGGGUCUCCCCGGAGACAACGUCGGCUUCAACGUCAAGAACGUCUCCAUCAAGGACAUCCGUCGUGGAAACGUCUGCGGUGACUCCAAGAACGACCCCCCCAAGGAGGCCGCUUCCUUCAACGCCCAGGUCAUCGUCCUCAACCACCCCGGCCAGAUCGGUGCCGGUUACACCCCCGUCCUUGACUGCCACACUGCCCACAUUGCGUGCAAGUUCGAGGAGAUCAUCGAGAAGAUCGACCGUCGUACCGGUAAGGCCCUCGAGCAGGCCCCCAAGUUCAUCAAGUCUGGUGACGCUGCCAUCGUCAAGCUUGUCGGUCAGAAGCCCAUCUGUGUUGAGACCUACUCCGAGUACCCCCCUCUCGGUCGUUUCGCAGUUCGUGACAUGCGCCAGACUGUCGCCGUCGGAGUUAUCAAGUCCGUGGAGAAGACUGACGGCAAGGGUGGCAAGACCACCAAGGCCGCCGAGAAGGCCAACAAGAAGAAGUAA